AUGGAUUCGGCACAAGACGGACCACAAGCUUCGACCAGACAUGCUAAAGACCGCCGCCCAUCGCACAUCCCUGCGAAAUUGCCGCCCCCAAGCUACAACAGUAAGACUGCUGGUGCCAUUGCAUCACUUGAACAUCGCCUGGCAGCACUGGAAUCCAAGCGUUCAUCAACUUCGCAGGAGGCCCAUCAGAGACACUCUAACGCAGCUCAGGUUGUAGACGAUGACCUCAAGGAGUUUGGGCGGGAGUAUGAGGAUCUCGAUGCCCGAAUCGAGACGCUCGAGAGUGCUGGAUUUAGUGCUUUCAAGACCGAUGUCGAGGCCAGGCUGGCACUUAUGGAGCAGCGCAUGAAGCCUUACGAAGUCUACCAGCAGGAGCUUCUCGGUGCGAAUGCGCAGCUUCUCAAGCUACAGGAAACCCUGCGAACGGCUAGUCCUCCAAAGUCAAAUUCGCCACCGUCAAAGCUGCUCAAAGAUUACGACUCCAUUCUCCGCGAGCUCUCUGCUCGGCUGCUGGCCGUCGAAAGCCCAGUGGAAAUUGCCAAGGCGGACGUGAUGUCUACUCGUGAUCUGGCUCUUGCUCUUACACAGCGUCUGAGGCGAGGCGACCUACUGGAUGCGAAGGUGGCGCUUGAGCUCAAACAGGUACUGGAAAGCAACAGAAGUACACUGUCAGGUUUGUCUCUGCUUCCCAAGCCAGCCUUGCGGCAACAAGACACGCCUAGUACCGAAGAGUCUGACCCAGAGCGUCGUAACACCGUGGAGCAGUCUAUAGAACAGACGGAAAAGCGACCUACGGAGAAGCGUCAGCGGAAGUCCACGACGUCACCCGACAAGCCGGCAAAGGCACGGAGAAAGCACAUUUCGGAGUCUGCCACCACGCCGCAGAUUGAGGAGGCGCUAUCGGACUCGAAGUCCGGCGCUUUGUCUGGCGGGCAGCAGGACAACGGCAGCAACACGCCCGUAGACACUUCGAGUGUGGAGGUUUCGCCUGAGGUGCGACGUACAGGCCGCAAGUUAGUACCGACCAAGCAUAAGAACAUGGUCCACUGGUGUGAUGCGAACAAGACAGUCGGCUCACUUCGGCCCAGUGUACCGGCCGCCUUAAGGUAA
Molecule: messenger RNA, 1110 nt
Organism: Baudoinia panamericana UAMH 10762
Lineage: Eukaryota; Fungi; Ascomycota; Dothideomycetes; Mycosphaerellales; Teratosphaeriaceae
Exons: 1
Coding region: 1-1110 (369 amino acids)
Source: RefSeq, a predicted model, not a curated record